AGAAAAUAAUAUGUGUACAUCCAUUCAUCCUGAGUAUCCACUUUGUACUUGAGGCAUACCCUGGCGAAUAAAAUCUGUCCUUGUACUUGGAGAGCACAAAGCCUAGUGGGGAAUUAGACCUGUAAACACAUCUUGCUGCAGAAGAAUGAUUGCUAUACAAGAGGCAUGCGAUGCAUAAAUUCAUCGGGGAGCCUGCCGGAGAACUACUUAUGUGUACAGGAGAAAGUCAAACAAACUUUGCUGGAGGGUGACCUUCCAGCUCUCACUUGAAAGAUGAGCAGAAGGUUCCCAAGCAGAGGAGAUGGAAAUUCUAGAAACAAGGAACAGGAUGUGUGGCAGGGUUUACUGUGUCUGGGAGCCGAAAGCAAUAUGGUAUUUCAGACAAGUGCAUGUUUUAUUAUUGGAGUGUAAACCACAAGAAGACCCAUGUCCAGGGACUAGACAGGAGAGCUAAUGACAGAUGACAUAAUAAAAUAGCCCAUCAGAAGAGAUCUUAAUCUUCGUGAGAUGUGCUUCCCAAACAGUACAGAAGUCACUUGAUAUUUUGGUGUGAUACAGACUCCUGAGCUCCAUUCUCAAAAUCCAUGAAUCAUUUGGUGCAAAGAAGAGCCCCAAAUCUGCAUUUCUUACUUAAUCUGGAGUGCGUCAGUGUUGAGAGACAGAAACCACCCUGGAGAAAUGUUACGGGGAGCUGUUGAAUGUUGUUUCUGGGUUGCCGAACAAGCAACCGGAAAAGUCUGAUAGGCAAUGGACAGUCACCAGCGUUGCCUAGACCACACUCGCCUCUCUCUGCUCACGCAGGAAAUAGCCCUCAAGACAGUCCAAGGAAUUUCUCCCCCAGUGCCUCAGCCCAUUUCUCAUUUGCGCGGAGGACGGACGGGCGUCGCUGGUCUCUGGCUUCUCUCCCCUCCUCAGGCUAUGGGACAAAUACACCAAGCUCCACGGUCUCUUCAUCCUGUUCCUCCCAGGAGAAGCUGCACCAGUUGCCAUACCAGCCAACACCAGAUGAACUACACUUCCUGUCCAAACAUUUUUGCACCACCGAAAGCAUCGCCACUGAGAACCGCUGCAGGAACACGCCCAUGCGGCCCCGCUCCCGAAGUCUCAGCCCUGGACGUUCCCCCGCCUGCUGUGACCAUGAAAUAAUUAUGAUGAACCAUGUCUACAAAGAAAGGUUCCCAAAGGCUACGGCUCAGAUGGAAGAACGUCUAAGGGAAAUCAUCACCAGCUACUCCCCCGACAAUGUGCUCCCCCUGGCAGAUGGCGUGCUUAGCUUCACUCACCAUCAGAUCAUUGAGCUGGCUCGCGACUGUUUAGAUAAAUCCCGCCAGGGUCUCAUCACGUCACGAUACUUUCUUGAACUACAACACAAGUUAGAUAAGUUACUACAGGAGGCUCAUGAUCGCUCCGAGAGUGGAGAACUGGCAUUUAUUAAACAGCUAGUCCGAAAGAUCUUAAUUGUUAUUGCCCGCCCUGCUCGGCUCUUGGAGUGCCUGGAAUUUGAUCCUGAAGAAUUUUACUACCUACUGGAAGCCGCAGAAGGCCAUGCCAAAGAGGGCCAGGGAAUCAAAACUGACAUUCCCAGGUACAUCAUCAGUCAGCUGGGGCUCAAUAAGGACCCUUUGGAAGAAAUGGCUCAGUUGGGGAAUUAUGAUAGCGGGACAGCAGAAACACCAGAGACAGAUGAGUCACUGAGUAGCUCAAAUACUUCCCUGAGACUUCGAAGGAAACCCCGCGAGAGUGAUUUUGAAACAAUUAAAUUGAUCAGCAAUGGAGCCUAUGGGGCGGUUUACUUUGUUCGGCAUAAAGAAUCCCGGCAGAGGUUUGCCAUGAAGAAAAUCAAUAAACAGAACCUCAUCCUUCGGAACCAGAUCCAGCAGGCCUUCGUGGAACGUGACAUCCUCACUUUCGCGGAAAACCCCUUUGUGGUCAGCAUGUAUUGCUCCUUUGAAACAAGGCGUCACCUAUGCAUGGUCAUGGAGUAUGUGGAAGGGGGAGACUGUGCAACCCUAAUGAAAAACAUGGGUCCUCUCCCAGUUGAUAUGGCCAGGAUGUACUUCGCUGAGACAGUCUUGGCCUUGGAGUAUCUACAUAAUUAUGGAAUUGUACACAGGGAUUUGAAGCCAGACAACCUGUUGGUCACCUCCAUGGGGCACAUAAAGCUGACCGACUUUGGGUUAUCUAAGGUGGGACUGAUGAGCAUGACUACCAAUCUCUAUGAAGGUCAUAUUGAGAAGGACGCCCGAGAGUUCCUAGAUAAACAGGUCUGUGGUACACCUGAAUACAUUGCCCCUGAGGUGAUUCUGAGACAGGGCUAUGGGAAGCCGGUGGACUGGUGGGCCAUGGGCAUUAUCCUCUAUGAAUUUCUGGUUGGAUGUGUGCCUUUCUUUGGGGACACUCCGGAAGAGCUGUUUGGACAAGUCAUCAGUGAUGAAAUCAAUUGGCCUGAAAAGGAUGAGGCCCCUCCCCCAGAUGCCCAGGAUCUGAUUACCUUGCUUCUCAGGCAGAAUCCACUGGAGAGGCUGGGAACAGGUGGUGCCUAUGAAGUGAAGCAGCAUCGGUUCUUCCGUUCCUUGGAUUGGAACAGUUUGCUGAGACAGAAGGCAGAAUUUAUUCCCCAACUGGAAUCGGAGGAUGACACAAGUUAUUUUGAUACUCGGUCAGAGAAGUAUCAUCACAUGGAGACGGAGGAGGAAGAGGACACCAAUGAUGAGGACUUCACCGUGGAGAUCCGGCAGUUUUCCUCCUGUUCACACAGGUUUUCAAAAGUUUUCAGCAGUAUAGACCGAAUAACUCCGAAUUCAGGAGAGGACAAAGAAGACACAGAGGACAAAACCAAAAGCACAACUCUGCCAUCGACGGAGACGCUCAGCUGGAGCUCCGAAUACUCAGAAGUGCAACAGUUAUCGACCUCCAACUCUUCAGAUACUGAAAGCAACAGAUGCAAACUCAGUUCCGGCCUGCUUCCCAAACUGGCUAUCUCAACAGAGGGAGACCACGAUGACGCUGCCCCAUGCUCUGGAGACCCCAGAGAGGAGCCAGAAAAACCAGUCCUCCCUCCUGAGGAGUGUCCCCAGGAGGAGCCCGAGGUCACCACUCCUGCCAGCACCAUCAGCAGUUCUACACUGUCAGUUGGCAGUUUUUCAGAGCACUUGGAUCAGAUAAAUGGGCGAAGCGAGUGUGUGGACAGUACAGAUAACACCUCAAAGCCAUCCAGUGAACCCACCUCUCACAUGGCUCGGCAGCGAUUAGAAAGCACAGAGAAAAAGAAAAUUUCGGGCAAAGUCACAAAGUCCCUCUCUGCCAGUGCUCUGUCCCUCAUGAUCCCAGGAGAUAUGUUUGCUGUGUCUCCAUUGGGAAGUCCAAUGUCUCCACACUCCCUGUCUUCGGACCCUUCCUCCUCACGGGAUUCCUCUCCCAGCCGAGACUCUUCAGCAGCAUCCGCCAGUCCCCACCAGCCCAUUGUGAUCCACAGUUCAGGGAAGAACUAUGGAUUUACCAUCCGUGCCAUCCGCGUGUACGUGGGAGACAGUGACAUCUACACCGUGCACCACAUUGUCUGGAAUGUAGAAGAAGGGAGUCCUGCCUGCCACGCGGGACUAAAGGCUGGGGAUCUGAUCACACACAUCAACGGAGAGCCGGUCCAUGGACUCGUCCACACUGAAGUCAUCGAGCUUCUGUUGAAGAGUGGGAAUAAGGUGUCAAUCACCACCACCCCGUUUGAAAACACAUCCAUCAAAACAGGACCCGCCAGAAGGAACAGUUACAAGAGCCGGAUGGUGAGAAGGAGCAAGAAGUCGAAAAAGAAGGAAAGUCUAGAAAGGAGGAGAUCUCUCUUCAAGAAGUUAGCCAAGCAGCCUUCUCCUCUACUCCACACCAGCCGGAGUUUUUCCUGCUUGAACCGAUCCCUGUCAUCUGGAGAGAGCCUCCCGGGUUCCCCUACUCACAGCUUGUCCCCACGAUCUCCAACACCCAGCUAUCGCUCAACCCCAGAUUUCCCAUCGGGUACAAAUUCUUCCCAGAGCAGCUCACCAAGUUCAAGCGCCCCCAAUUCUCCAGCAGGUUCAGGGCACAUCCGGCCCAGCACCCUCCAUGGCCUGGCCCCCAAACUCAGUGGCCAGCGAUACCGCUCUGGAAGGCGGAAGUCAGCUGGCAGCAUCCCACUCUCCCCUCUGGCCAGGACACCCUCUCCAACCCCCCAGCCUACCUCCCCUCAGCGUUCACCAUCCCCGCUGUUGGGACACUCACUGGGCAACGCCAAGAUCACCCAGGCCUUUCCUAGCAAGAUGCACUCUCCCCCUACAAUCGUCAGACACAUCGUGAGGCCCAAGAGUGCAGAGCCGCCCCGCUCCCCGCUGCUGAAGCGGGUACAGUCUGAGGAAAAGCUGUCACCCUCGUAUGGCAGCGACAAGAAGCACCUGUGUUCCCGCAAGCACAGCCUGGAGGUGACGCAAGAGGAGGUACAGAGGGAGCAGUGCCAGCGGGAUGUGACAUUGCAGAGCCUGGAGGAGAAUGUAUGUGAUGCGCCUUCCCUCAGUCGAGCCAGGCCAGUGGAACAAGGCUGUCUGAAACGCCCUGUAUCACGGAAGCUGGGCAGGCAGGAGUCUGUGGACGACCUGGACCGGGACAAGCUGAAGGCCAAGGUCAUAGGGAAGAAACCGGAGGAGAAACAUGAAUCCCACCAGAAACCUCACAGCCUCGGUGGUGAUUCAGAAAACUAUGCUCUCUUCAGACUGGAGGAGAGAGAGAAGAAAGUGUACCCCAAGGGGUUGGAAAGGUCAGGUCAUUUUGAGAACACACCAUCAGAGUCUCCUUCUGGGGGCAGCCUGCUGAAGGACACACUUCACAAGCAGGCCAGCGUGCGGGCCAUUGAAGGGGCGACCUCAGACGGGGCACCGUGCAGCCUGGCCCCUGGGGAGCACAGCCAGUCUCUAAGUGACUUUAAACGGGCCUCGGCUUCUAGCACCCUCCAGGAUAGUAUGUAUCACAUCCCUGACAGGCCCACUCCUGGAAAGGGUGAAUACACAGAGAAGGCCUCCCAGGCCAAAGAGCUCCUUCGAAGUGAGAAACCAGACAGCAAGCUGGCUAAUAUUGAUUACCUCCGAAAGAAAAUGUCCCUGGACGACAAAGAUGACAGUCACUGUGCCAUCCUGAAACCCAAGAUGACAUCUAGCGCCCAUGAGGGCUUGCCAGGGAACCCUAUUCGGCCCAUGGCUGGACAGCAGGAGACCAUGCCAGCCUCUGAGAGCCGGGCAUUCAUCAACAGUACCCACACAUCUCAGAUGAGUGCUGUUUCCUUUGUCCCUCUCAAAGCCUUAGCUGGCCGGGUAGAGAACGGAGGUGAGAAACCAGGCUUCAUUGCUCCCGAGUCCCCCGUGAGGAAGAGUCCCUCUGAGUAUAAGCUGGAGGGCAGGUCAGUGUCAUGCCUGAAGCCAAUUGAGGGCACACUGGACAUUGCUCUCCUGUCUGGACCUCAUGCCUCCAAAACAGAGUUGCCUUCCCCAGAGCCUGCACAGAGCCCCAGCCCAGGUGUCAACACGGGAUCCUCGGGGCCACCCGCCCUUCCCAGUAGCAGUGGGAAAAAGAGUGACUCCACCAGCCUGAGAGAGCCUUCCUCCACCAGCUUGAAGGUGAGUAAAUCUUACCUGCUGGAGCCUCGGUUCCUGCCUCCGAGCCGGGGUCUGCAGGACUCCCUUGCAGCUCCUGGGCCAGAACCAAAGUCAAAGCAGGACAGGAAGGUUAUUCAUCCUGCUACCAGGAACACAGCAGCUGUCACAGAGAGCCACCUCCAGCAGAAAGAGGGGAGUCCCACCAAACACCAAGACCGCUCUGGUGACACCAAGGUCCUCCCUGUCCCUGGGCAGCCCCUACACAAUGUUGACCCAGCAAAGCUGGGUAUACGUGCCCAGCUCCCACCGGAAGGGAUCUCCUCAAAGGAGAAGCCAUAUCUGAAGGAACCAUCUGAAAAGGUGAAGAGUGAGUGCUCUACCAUGAGGGAUGAUGUACACAGAGACCCCCGUGUGAAGCUGUGUCCUGCAGAGACUGGGAAAGCUAGUGACAGUUCCAAAAGCCUCCCUUCUGGGGGAAAGACCCACCUUGAUUUCUACAUGCAGACCCAGACUAUGGAGAAAACAUGGGCAUGUGCAAAAACCCACUACAGAGAUGGCCAAGACGAGGUAAAGCCCCUGGCCAGGGAGGACUCCUUGCGCUCAGCUGGGCUUCUGUAUGACAAGGAGGUAGGCAGGGCAAGAAAAGGCACAGAAUCCAAACCUGAAGUUCCUGCUGCCAGGCACCCUCCUCAGCCACCAGGAACUGAGAGCGAGAGGCGCGAGAAGCUCUCCACCACCCCCUCUUUGCAGAAACAGACUCCCAGGGAGCCCGACAGGAAGGAACAGGCCCUGCAAAGGCCUGGAGGCAACGGCCCUCAACAACCCCUGACCACCAAAGAGCUGGCCAACCCAGCAGCUUGGCAGCAUCCCAGUUCUCCAAGCCACACUUCGACCAAGGAGCUGGGGACCAACCCUGCUGCCGCCGCUGCUGCUGCUGCUGCCAUAGAACUGAACACCAGCCUCCAGGACACUCCCCGAUCUGCUGCUGCCACCACCGCCACCACCACCACCACUGCCACCGCCGGUGCUGGGCACAGUGACUGCCAUAGUCCUAAGUCCCGGCCUGGCCCUGACCCCAGCCCUUCAAAGUCUAAGCACCCAGACAGGUCCCUCUCCUCACAGAAGCUGAGUGCCGGGUCUGCAAAAGGCAAAGAGACUGUUACUCAAGCCCUGGGCGGCGGCGGCUCCAGCAGAGAGGGGAAGGGUGGCAGCAAGGGUCCCUUGGACAUGUACCCUGCCAUCCUGGCCACCCAGGGCAAAGCGGUCGACGUGUUUGGGCAGGGAGAAGGUCGGGUCACUAUCACACUCCACACUGAAGAGAGUCCUCUAGACGCGAAACUGAAAACCGCCAACGGAGGCUGUCCCCAAGAGACGCAGGAGAAGCAUCCACCCAGACAAGGACAUGCAGGGUGCAGUGACGCAGCAGACCAGAAACUUCUCACCGCUGGUGAAAAGCAAAGCCUGUCUCCAAAGCAUCCCAAACCACCCACUGUGAAAGACUGCCCCACUCUGUGUAGACAGACAGACAAAAGCCCAAGUCAGCAAGCUUCCACGGGGGACAGGAAGUCAGAUGGGAAGAAAUGCACAGAAGCACUUUAUGCUCCAGCCCCAGAGCCCUCUCAAAGGCCCGAGAGGCCAGCCGUGGGCAUGGGGAAGGGCUUCUCAGAGUCCAAGGGGAAAGGGCCUGGUUCUCAGAAGCCACUGGCUGAAACAGGCAAGCCCAGCGGUAUGAAACGGUCACCCUCUGCCACUGCACAGAGUUCUCUCCGCUCAGCUGGCCCCCCAGAAAAGUCUCUGAGCUAUUCAGCCAGCUUUCCCGAGGCCCAACCUGCAGUACGAGAGGUCACCACCGCAGCCACCAGCAGCCCCUCAUCGGCCAAGGCAAUCGCGGGGACCUCAGAAUCCCCAGCCCCCAGCAGCAGGGACCACAGGAAGUCCCAGUCUGGGGGAGAUGGCCGAAGCCAAAUGACAAAGAGUGACUCCCUGCCCUCCUUCCGCCUCUCCAACUCUGCCCUGGAGUCACACCCCCCAGAUCCACAGGUGCCCAGCACAGCCGGCCACCGGGACAGGGCGCUGUCAGUAACUGCUACCACAGGAGAACCCAAAGGGAGGGAGCUUACCCAGCCUCCCCCAGCCAGGAAACAGAACGUGGGCAGGGAGGUGACCAGAGCACCCCCAGCCCAAAGCACAGACCGUUGUUCCCUCCCUCUCUCCUCGGAGAAGGACUUCGUGGUUCGGCAGAGGAGGAGCAAGGAGAGCUUGCGUAGCAGUCCUCACAAGAAGGCCUCCUAACAUGCAGCCUUGGUGACAGACAGGGGCUGUGAGACCCCGCCUGAGCAUACGUGUAACUGGGUCUUUGCCGCCUCACAAACCAGCACCGUAUGGGAAUGUCUUCCCAGCAGAGCUCGGAGGCUCACUGAGGAG
Peromyscus eremicus (cactus mouse) is the source of this 8033-nucleotide messenger RNA. Its product is annotated as microtubule-associated serine/threonine-protein kinase 4. Lineage: Eukaryota; Metazoa; Chordata; Mammalia; Rodentia; Cricetidae. Gene Ontology annotation, molecular function: ATP binding; protein binding; protein serine/threonine kinase activity. The record is from RefSeq and is a predicted model, not a curated record. The coding region runs from base 699 to 7901 and encodes 2400 amino acids. The transcript is spliced from 26 exons. Gene Ontology annotation, biological process: peptidyl-serine phosphorylation; intracellular signal transduction.